AUGGUUGUAGGCGGCGGGCCUGGCGGGGACAACCUCGCCGCCUCCAACCCGUUCGACGAGCCGCCGGGGCCCAGGAGACCCCCAGCAGGUUACCAACAAGGAUACGGGUACGAAUAUGGAUCUCCCUAUCAGCCAAAUAGACCUGUUUAUCCAACGUACGGCCCCGAGGGAGAAAGGGGCUAUCGCGGCGGCUCCGGCGGCGAGUACCAGUACGCCGGCUACGGCGGCGCGUACCGGGGGGGCGCGCCCGGCGCCGCCACGCCGCCCCCCGCGCAGCCCUACCCCGAGUACUACCGCGCGCCGCACCCGCCGCACGGCCCGCACGCGCCGCACCAGCCGCACGCGCCGCACCAGCCGCACCAACCGCACCAGCCGCUGCAGCCGCAGCACCCGCAGCCGCACCCGCAGCAGCACCCGCCCCAUCCGCCCAUCUCGCCGCAGCAGCCACCGCAUGAGAUGGGCGCGGCGGGCGGCGCGGCGGGCGGUAGCUUAUUGAACUCGCAGCUGGCGCGGCAGCUGGUGGCGCCGCUGCCGCCCGGCCCCAGACCCUACUAUGGUGGCGCUAAGCAGCUAGGAGCGGGAGCUGUCGCAAGCGGAGGCGCACCUAGACGGCACCCUGACUUCGCGAAAGGAGAAGGUCAAUAUGGAGGGGCGGGGGCGGGUGGAGGGGCACCGGGGACCGGCGCUGGUGCAGGCGCCGCCCCUGGUGCCCCGGCACCUGCGCGGUUUGGGGGCGCCUGGGGAGGGGCGUACCCUCGCGCUCCGCAGCCUCCCGCACCCGCCGCACCCUGGCGACCGCAGCCAGGAGCACCACAACCUCAAUGGUCGCAUCCACCGUACCAGCCACCGCCUGGUGGUGCACCAGCAUGGGGCGGAGCUCCUCGGCCGCCGACGCAGGAUGGCACGUACUCCUCUUCCGCGGCACCCUCACUCAGUUCAGCGCCGACGUUAAAUGCUGCAGGGCAGUUAAAACGUGAGCUGACAUUCCCUGCCGAGUGCGUAGAGGCCGCAUUACCCUCCAGUGAAAAGCGCCGGCGUUUGACCAAGGCCGACGUAGCGCCCGUCGAUGCCUGGCGUAUUAUGAUGGCGCUCAAGUCCGGUCUACUCGCCGAGACCUGUUGGGCUUUAGACAUACUCAACAUACUUCUCUUCGAUGAUAACUGUAUAGGUUAUUUUGGGCUCCAGCAUAUGCCAGGACUCCUGGAUCUACUACUGGAGCAUUUUCACAAGAGCCUGAGUGAUGUAUUUGACUCUCCCUCUAACGACGAAGGACCUUGGUAUGCGCCGCCACCAAGCCCCGAACCCGUCGUAAAGCCUGUAAAAACGAAGAAAGAACCCCGCGAGCCACCUGACCCUGUUGACCGAGUGCGAGUUUUAUCAGGAGAAAAUUACACACUAGAGUCUCGUCGCCGACAUCCUGUCGUGUACAAACCUGACGAGGAGUUGUUUGCGGCCGACGACGAAGUCGAAGACUACGAGCGCGUGGAGGAUGUGCUCGAACCCUGGCAGUUUGGUGGAGACUCGGGUGGUGCGGCGCACGUCGUACCAUGCUUCCGAAGCGAGUUUCUGCACUUACCAUUCGUUCGUGUCAUGCCCGGCGCACGAGCACCCUCACCGCCCCCACCCGCCGUGCCUGAACCUCCACCUGAUCCGCCUGCUGCGCCGGCCCCUGCGGCGGAUCACGGUGAUAACCUGGCACCUGAACCUAUGGAGCUGGAACCUGAGAGGCGUCCCGUGCUGGCAGUGCGGGACCCAGCCGGCGUGCUGAAGCGGCGGCGUCUCGAAGAUUACGAAGAUGAGUGUUACACGCGCGACGAGCCCAGCCUCAACCUCGCCGACGAGUCACGGGACGCGCUGGCGCGCCGCUGCAUAGCUUUAUCAAACAUUCUGCGUGGCCUCACGUUUGUUCCCGGUAACGAGGCCGAAUUUUCGCGCUCGGGUGCAUUUCUGGCACUCGCAGGCAAGCUGCUCCUCCUUCACCAUGAACAUGCACCGCGCGCGGCGAGAGCGCGCGCCUACGAGCGAGCGGCGCGCGACGACUCCGAUGCGUCCGCCUGCUGCUCUUCGCUGCGAGGUGGCGCCGAAUGGUGGUGGGACGCGUUAGCGCAACUGCGCGAGGACGCGUUGGUCUGUUGCGCCAACAUCGCCGGCGGCGUCGAGCUCUCGGGGCAACCCGAGGCCGUGGCGCGGCCUCUCCUCGACGGGCUACUACACUGGGCGGUGUGCCCGGCCGCCGUCGCGGGAGACGCGCCCCCCGCGGCGGGGGCGGGCUCUCCACUUUCGCCGCGCCGCCUGGCGCUGGAAGCACUGUGUAAACUGUGCGUGACGGACGCCAAUGUAGACCUGGUGCUGGCCACGCCGCCCCGCGGCCGGAUCGCAGCGUUGUGCGCGGGGCUGGCGCGCGACCUGUGUCGACCGGAGCGGCCUGUAGUGCGCGAGUUCGCCGUGAACCUACUGCACUACCUCGCGGGCGCGGGCGGCGGCGCGGCGCGAGACGUGGCGUUGCACGCGCCUGCCGUGGCGCAGCUCGUGGCCUUCAUCGAGCGCGCAGAGCAGACGGCGCUGGGCGUGGCCAACCAGCACGGGGUGGCGGCGCUGCGCGACAACCCCGACGCGAUGGGCACGUCGCUGGACAUGCUGCGGCGGGCGGCCGCCACGCUGCUGCGCCUGGCGGAGCACCCCGAGAACCGGCCGCUGAUCCGGCGCCACGAGCGGCGCCUGCUGUCGCUGGUGAUGUCGCAGAUCCUGGACCAGAAGGUGGCGCACGAGCUGGCCGACGUGCUGUUCCACUGCUCGCAGGGCGCGCGGGACGCGGACGCGCCGCACGACUAG
Molecule: messenger RNA, 2832 nt
Organism: Arctia plantaginis
Lineage: Eukaryota; Metazoa; Arthropoda; Insecta; Lepidoptera; Erebidae
Source: the annotation of a GenBank genome assembly